AUGUCGUGGUUUGGCUCAAGUACCGUGACGAUAGAUGCUCAGAUUGAAAGAGCGACUGAUGAAUCAAUCCCAUUUGGGGAGACAGAUCUUGCAACAUCAUUAGAAAUAACAGAUUUGAUUAGAAGUAAACAAGUUUUACCAAAAGAUGCUAUGAGAAGUUUGAAGAAAAGAUUAACAUCUACGAAAAAUCCAAAUACUCAAUUAUCAACUUUACAUUUGAUUGAUACAUGUGUUAAAAAUGGUGGUAAUCAUUUUAUUGUGGAGAUUUCAUCAAGAGAGUUUAUCGAUUCAAUAGUUUCCAUUAUCCAUGAUGAUAAAACAAAUGAGAAUGUUCGAGAUUUAUCAUUGGAUUUAAUUCAAAAUUGGGCUAUAGCAUUUAAAGAAAAUUUCCAAUUUAAAUAUGUUGUUUCAACUUAUGAACAAUUAAAAUCAGAUGGGUAUAAUUUCCCACCUAUUGGAUCUGAAAUAUCAUCAAAUUUAUUUGAUUCAAGUGCCCCACCAGAAUGGGAAGAUUCAGAUGCUUGUAUGAUUUGCUCCACUUUAUUUUCAAUGUUGAAUAGAAAACAUCAUUGUAGAAAUUGCGGUGGUGUUUUUUGUCAAUCUCAUUCAUCAAAAUCAUUACCUUUGCCACAUUUAGGUAUAACUGAACCUGUUAGAGUUUGUGAUACAUGUUUUGACGAAUUGUCAUCAAAAAGCAGUAAAGGUCAUAAGAGUAAAAAAACAAGAAGAUCAAAACAUCAAAAGGAAGUUUCAAGAGCAAGAGCUCAAUAUGAUAGUGAUGAUGAUGAAGAUUUGAAGAAGGCAUUAGCAUUAAGUCUAAGAGAAAGUCAAGGUUAUACACAAGUGCCGAUUCCAGUUAUUCCACCUCCUCAACCAACUCAACAACCAAAAGCCCAAACUGUUAAUGAAGGUGAUGAUGAUGAAGAUAUGAAGGCUGCCAUUGCUGCAAGUUUGAAAGAUUUAGAAGAUAAAAAACUUGCCAAUCAACAACAACAACAACAACAACCAAUUGAUAACAGCCCGUAUGCUAAUUUAUUACCACAAUCUAAUUCUCAAUCAUAUCAAUCAAAUAUUGCACCUCAAGCACCAUCAGUUAAUCAAAACUUGAAUAUCAUUAGUUCUAAUGAAGAGAGUGAUAUAAGACAAUUUGCAUCAAAAGUUGACUAUUAUAAAUCUAAUCCAUCAGCUACAACUGAUAUGAAUGAAUUACAUGAUUCAUAUAGAAGAGCAGUUCCAUUAACUCCCAAGCUAUCUAGUGAUUUGAAUGAAUCUAUAGAUAAAUACGAUAAAUUAGUGGAUAUGAAUUCCAAGAUUGAUACAGUGAUGAGGUUAUAUAAUAAAUUAUUGGAUGAGAGAAUUGAACGGGAAUCUAAUUAUCAAAGACAGUAUCAACAACAAGCACAAUAUCAACCUUCUUCAUAUCAGCAAUAUCCACCUCAA
Messenger RNA from Hansenula anomala, 1440 nucleotides. RefSeq names its product ESCRT-0 subunit protein VPS27 (gene VPS27). The annotation marks the transcript as partial. The transcript has a single exon. Gene Ontology annotation, cellular component: ESCRT-0 complex. NCBI's taxonomy places the organism in Eukaryota, Fungi, Ascomycota, Saccharomycetes, Phaffomycetales, Wickerhamomycetaceae. Gene Ontology annotation, molecular function: metal ion binding; phosphatidylinositol-3-phosphate binding; ubiquitin binding. Gene Ontology annotation, biological process: protein transport to vacuole involved in ubiquitin-dependent protein catabolic process via the multivesicular body sorting pathway; protein targeting to vacuole. The record is from RefSeq and is a predicted model, not a curated record.